AUGGAGGGUACCUGGAGAAUUUGUGUUUGUUUCUAUUGCUAUAUUCACUGGCUUUCUUCUAGCAUCCAGUGUUCCCCCCGCUCCAGGGACAGUGCAGUAUCUGAUGGGAUCUCUGGGUUGUUGGUAGCUCCUGAGGAGGCCACCAGUGAGCUAAAUCCAUUGUUGAGGCUGCCAAAAGGUGUGAGACGUGGAUAUGCCCUCCUGCCACCCCUUCUCAAGGUGUUGUCUGACCAGGGACGCCAGAGCUGGGAAAGCGAGGCCCCGAUGCUACAGCCAGACUCCAGAGCCCUCAGGUACAUGAAGAGGCUCUAUAAGAUGUCUGCUACCAAGGAGGGGAUCCCCAAGGCCAACAAAAGCCACCUCUAUAACACUGUUCGACUUUUCACCCCGUGUUCUGAAUGCAAGCACAGCCACAGGGACCUAAUGAAAGGAGACCUUCACUCAGGGGAUUUGCUCUUCAACCUGGAUCGUGUUACUGCUCUAGAGCACUUACUCAAGUCUGUCUUGCUCUAUUCGUUUGACACAUCUGUUCCCACUUCUUCUUCCUUUACAUGCAUGUGCCAUUUGUCUGUUAAGGAGCAUGAUUUUUCUAGCCAAGUAUGUCCCAGUGUUUCUCACACUGUAGCUUUUAGCCUGCACUUUGAAGUUAGAAAACGCAAGUGGGUGGAGAUUGACGUGACUUCUUUUCUCCAGCCUCUAAUUGCUACUAACAGGAGGAAUAUUCAUAUGGCUGUGAACUUCACUUGUCUGAUGGGUGAUCCACAACACAGCACUGAACAGGACAGUUACAUUAAUAUGGCUCUGGUUCCCCCUUCUCUUCUCCUUUACUUAAAUGAUACCAGUGAGCAAGCUUAUCACAGGUGGAACUCGCUUAGACGUAGAAGGAAAAACCCAGUGCGGCCCAGGCAAAGGAACAGUCUGCUGGCUGAUAUUACAGAUGACGAAGGAAGAGAGAAUUCGCAAGGUAAAAGGGCCUCUCGACGUCGAAGAGAUGAGAAUCUGAACGAAGCUCCAGCAACUCCACCUUACAAUCUGAGUGAAUAUUUCAAACAAUUUCUGUUUCCUCAAAAUGAGUGUGAGCUUCACAGCUUCCGUCUAAGUUUUAGCCAGCUAAAAUGGGACAAAUGGAUAAUAGCACCACAUAGAUACAGCCCUCAGUAUUGCAAAGGGGACUGUCCGAGGGUAGUGGGGCACCGUUACGGCUCUCCUGUGCAUACGAUGGUGCAGAACUUAAUAUAUGAGAAACUGGACUCAUCUGUUCCGAAGCCCUCUUGUGUUCCUGCUGAGUACAGCCCACUGAGCGUGCUAACAAUAGAGCCCGACGGCUCCAUAGUCUACAAAGAAUAUGAAGAUAUGAUAGCUACGAAGUGCACUUGUCGGUAG
This is a messenger RNA of Cygnus atratus (black swan), 1383 nucleotides long. It is a transcript of the gene GDF9, whose product is annotated as growth differentiation factor 9. The record is from RefSeq and is a predicted model, not a curated record. The transcript is spliced from 2 exons. Gene Ontology annotation, molecular function: cytokine activity; growth factor activity. Gene Ontology annotation, cellular component: extracellular region. Gene Ontology annotation, biological process: SMAD protein signal transduction; BMP signaling pathway. NCBI's taxonomy places the organism in Eukaryota, Metazoa, Chordata, Aves, Anseriformes, Anatidae. The coding region runs from base 1 to 1383 and encodes 460 amino acids.